AUGACGAGCUCAUCAUUCGGCGGAUCACAGGCUGCCACACCCACUAACAAGAGCAACAGAUCCUGUUCUGUAGCAGUCGAGAAUGGUGAUGCUGAGGACGCUCACAGUUUCCAAGUCCCCCUUGGUAACGAAACCAAGCCGCGCAGUAUUGAAUCCAAGGAAGGGUCUCCCCGAGGUGGCUCAUCUCGUUUACACAAAAACUGGAACCCUGAAUUUCGUAAGGUGAUCCAACCUGGUAUUCUCGAGGUUAAAGUAUACGUCACCUUCACGCAUGGAUAUCCCGAAAUUAUGGCACCGAUCGAGAUGCAGAUGCGGACAGAUGACGACUACUUGUCGGCGCUUGCAAAUCUAAUUGAUGCUCGUGCUAGCUUCUUUCGCACUGAUAUCAAGGAUGUGGCUUGUAAGAAUACUCCAGACUACUUCCGGCUUGGCCGCGACUGUGACACAAUCCUUGACCGGCUUCUCGCUAAUCAUUCAUACCAUUUUCCUCAAUCGUUUGAUGCGCAGGGUCUUCCUUCACCAAACCGACAGAAGCCAUAUCAAGGGCAGCCUGUGUUCCACGUUACAUAUGAGAUAUUCUUCAAAAAUGCGAAGUCAGUUGGUUUGCAGUUUGCUCAGCACUUUCUCGACAUCGCGAAGAAUAAGGCUGAUCGCCUAGAGAUCCCCAUCCCUAUGUUGGCUAUUGUCUGCACUGCGAUAGGUUUUGCUGUGUUCACGCUCACUUGCUCAUUAACGUUCUUCGUUGCUAGAUUUACGCCAGUGUCCUGGCAAAGAAAAAGAAGCCGGGCAAUGAUUUCAAGUUCACUGGUAAUCAGUUUUGUGAUAUCUAUUCAUACCACGUGUCAUUGUUGGAAAAAUGGCGCCCGUCAAGUUUCACAGGAUGAUGACGGAUAUAUACGCGGAAGUCCAGCGCUUCGGUUAUGACGCCCCUGGAGCCUAUGACCAAGAUGCUGACCUUGCGUUCUCGGACCUGGAAGGCAUGGAGGACGAGCAGAUUACAUCGCCGGCAUGUGUUCCGACCAUGACACGGAAACAUCGAAUUUUCAAGACUAUCUUCCAGUAACGCUAUUCGCAUACAUCUAACUACCACUCGCUACCAUUUUGUCGUACAUUCGCUCAUACGUUACUGCACUCGUGCUGAUACCC
Messenger RNA from Suillus paluster, 1146 nucleotides. RefSeq lists its product as uncharacterized. The record is from RefSeq and is a predicted model, not a curated record. Lineage: Eukaryota; Fungi; Basidiomycota; Agaricomycetes; Boletales; Suillaceae. Bases 1 to 924 code for a protein of 307 amino acids. The transcript has 6 exons.